Molecule: messenger RNA, 396 nt
Organism: Ascochyta rabiei
Lineage: Eukaryota; Fungi; Ascomycota; Dothideomycetes; Pleosporales; Didymellaceae
Product: Ribonuclease T(1)
Exons: 2
Coding region: 1-396 (131 amino acids)
Molecular function (GO): RNA binding; RNA nuclease activity
Source: RefSeq, a predicted model, not a curated record
AUGCACUUCUCCACCCUCCUCGCCCUCCUCCCCGCAUCCCUGGCCCUCGCUCUCCCCACAUCCCUCGAGACCCGCCAGUCCUGCUACGUCCAAUGCGGCAGCACCUGCUACACGUCCGCCCAAGUCUCGUCCGCCCGCAGCGCGGCCUACGACCACGUCCAGCAGGGCAGCACCGCGGGGUCGUCGACGUACCCGCACAAGUACAACAAUUACGAAGGGUUUGACUUUCUCGUUGGCGGCACGUACUAUGAGUUUCCGCUUAAGACUGGGGGGGUGUAUACUGGGGGCUCCCCCGGUGCGGACCGCGUGGUGAUCAACGGCAGCGGAGCGAGGGCCGGGGAGAUUACGCACACGGGUGCCAGCGGGAACAACUUUGUGGCUUGCUCCGGGUGGUAG